Molecule: messenger RNA, 2515 nt
Organism: Daucus carota subsp. sativus
Lineage: Eukaryota; Viridiplantae; Streptophyta; Magnoliopsida; Apiales; Apiaceae
Product: H/ACA ribonucleoprotein complex non-core subunit NAF1
Exons: 3
Coding region: 163-2145 (660 amino acids)
Biological process (GO): pseudouridine synthesis; ribosome biogenesis; box H/ACA snoRNP assembly
Cellular component (GO): sno(s)RNA-containing ribonucleoprotein complex
Molecular function (GO): RNA binding
Source: RefSeq, a predicted model, not a curated record
AAAAGUCAUUGGUUUGGGUUCUCUCCCCUAAAACCCUCAACUUUCUGAAUUUUCAACAAUGCAAAUCACAUUAUUAACUUCAGGCUUUGUAGACUUUUUAGGUCACUGAUUAAAUGGGUCAGUUUUGAAUCGUAAAGAAAAAGAGUGAUUGAGAGUUUUGAGAUGGGUCAAGAAAGUAUUUGUAAAGAAACUAAUGCUGAAGAUGGGCUAGUAAAGUGUAGUUCUUUGGUGAGUUUUGAUGGUGUUUUUAAUGAUUCUGUUGAUUUUGAUGUGAAUGGUGGUAAUGGGAUUAGUAAAGUUGUAGACGAUGUUGAAAAGGAUGUGGAGGGUAGUAGUGGUAGAAUGGAGGAUGGUGGGGGUGUUGUGAGAAGUGUUGGGAUUGUGGGUGUUGAAGGGACUGAAGUUAGGAGUGGUGUAAUGUUGAGUGUUGAGUGUCGAGGUGAUGCGAGUCGUGAGAUUGGUGGUGGAGAAGGGGAUGGUAUUGUUGGUGGCAGUGAGGUUUCCGGUUUUGGUGGUAAUUGCAGGAUUACUGGUAAUGCGUUGGAAAUUGAUAGUGAUGGUGCAAAAAAUGGCGAAAGAGUGAGUGACGGGGAGAAUGGUGACUCGAGUGAAUCUGAGUCUGAGUAUUCGAGUGGAUCUGAGUCUGAGGACUCGAGUGACUCGAGUGAAUAUGAGUCUGAGACCUCAAGUCUGUCUAUGUCGUCUUCCAGUAGUGAGGAAGAUGAUGAUGUAGAAGAAGAUAGUGAUGAGGAUAAUGAAGGUGAGGUGAAAGAGAAGGCAUGGGAGGAGGUAGAAGUGUAUGCGAAAGGUAUGAUAAAGGAUUUAUUUGUACGGGAAUUGUUUGAUUUGAGUGAUGAAGAGGAAAAAGCUUUUACCAAGGCUGCACUGUUGUCUGCAGAUGAGGUGAAGGUUCUUCCUACCGUUCCUCCUGUAGCUGUGACCUUGCAACCAUGUCAUGAGACCCUUCCAGUAGGAGUUAUAUUGUCGGUUGUGGGUGCUCAACUUAUUGUCGAAGGAGUGGAGAAGCACGAUCCACUGAAUGAGGGUUCCAUUCUCUGGAUUACUGAAAAAAGAUCCCCACUAGGGACAGUUGAUGAAAUUUUUGGACCUGUCAAAAACCCUUACUAUAUAGUAAGAUACAACUCAGACAAUGAAGUCCCUACUGGGAUUCAAAAAGGUACUUUGAUAUCCUUUGUUCCAGAAUUUGUGAAUCAUGUCCUCAACAAUGGCAAACUCUACAAGAAAGGGUAUGAUGCAUCCGGUGAAAAUGAUGAAGAAUUGUCGGAUGAAGCAGAGUUUUCAGAUGAUGAAAAAGAGGCCGAGUACCAGAGGAUGCAAAAAGUGUCUAAAAGAGGGCCAAAAGCUCAAAUUAUUGAAAAUAUGAAAGAUACUAAAAUAAAGGCUAAAAGAAGAGGUGAGCAACAUUUAUCAGCCACACAGCCAAAUAAAAGAGUAGGUCAGGUACCAUCUAAUCAAAGCCAACCAUCAUCAUUGCUAGAUCCACGCAAUUGUUCAAAUUCCUUCUGUCCAGUUCAAGCUUUUCCAGGUGGCUAUGGAUCUUUCCCAAUGUUUCCUCAGGUAACACAGGUCCCCGGUUAUGUUGCACCUUUUAAUGGAGUUUGGAUGAAUAAGAUUCCAUUUCAACCACCACGAAGUAUUGGAUUUCCAAAUGGUUUUUCUGGAUUUCCAAAUGGUUUUACUUCAAAUAACAUACCGCAGUUCCAACUGAAUUAUGCUCAACAACCCUAUCUGAUGCUGCCCUUUAAUGGAAUGCCACUGCAGCAACACUUUAGCACUGGUCAAAUUUUACCUUCCAACUUUGUCCUCCCAGUUGGGCAGCCAAGUUUUGGUGCGGGAGCAACAUUUACACCUUUGAAUCCGAUGAUGAUGAGUCAAAAUAACUCUGGCCAAUUGCAGGCUCCCAUAGGUCAAAACAACUUUUGCCAAUUUCAGGUUCCCAUAAACAUGCAAGGCCAAUAUAGUAUGAACUUCAGUGAAGCACAGGCUCCUGUAGGAUGGCAAGGUCUACAUGUUCCCACACUCACAAGUGAAGGACAAGGUGUUUUGCUCACUGGCUGUCAGAGUGAACAGAAUAGCAAUUCUCAAUCAUUUUCUGCUACUUCAGCUAGUUCCGGGGAUUCUUAGGAUUUUGGUAAUGCAAUGGGAGUUGGGCUUGCAAGGAUUUCACCUCGAAAGGCUGGGAUGGUUUGGAGAGGGAAGAGGAAAGCGAUAAUCCAGGUGAAUGUAAUUUCUUGGCUCCCAUCUUGCCUUUCUCAAAGAGUCUAUUCAUUUCCUUUCUCAAGAGACUUGUAGAUGUUUUAAUUGCCGAGUAAUUCUUGUAAUUCAGUUCACUUUUCAGAACAUGCCAGUUCAAGGUUUUGGGUAAUGAUUCAUCAAAUUUUAUGUUCCUGAUGAAUCUUAACCUGGCAAAUGACAAUAUAUGUUGUGAUUAGAGUAUAUAACUCAUAUAAGUUUUGUAAUAUUGUAAAUCUCGCCGGUGCAUUUGAUUUGCGAA